AAAAGAAUCACAAAUUUUUAGCUUAAAAUGCCACUCAAAGAAGCAUUUUUUGGGUUCUCAAUUCUGUAUCUGUUUUUAGUUUUCGCUGCAACUCCAACUUAUCAAGGAAAUUCUCAUAAUAUUAAGCAUGAUCGAAGUAAAAAGUUUGGAGGUUCAUUUUUUGCUAAUUCAAAGAAGGGCUCAAGCAAACGCUGGAAAAUUAUCAAAUGUUGUGGUGCAAACAAAUGUUCUGAUACUUUUGGCCCGAGAUCUUCAAAAAUACAAACACGACUAAAUAGUACAUUGAAAACAAAUCUUACUGAGCUGGGCGAUUCACAAUCUAGGUCAAGGACCCUUCCGGAUCAAAGCACAACUAAAAUUGAAUUCAGUGAAUUCCCAAUUUCAAAUGGCGUCCCGAAUUUGAACGAGCAGUCAACUGAUGGCUCGCCGUUGGAAAUGUCCCCUGCGAAUUCAACUGACGAUUCUACAGAAAUAAUACUAACAAAAUCUUCGCCGACAAUAAGCAGCCAAUCAGAUACAACAAGAAUUUUAACCGGGACAAGAUCUAAUUCAUCCUUUGACCUACAAAAUGUAGAACCAAAAGCUGAGUCUCCAGUUUCAAGCACCCAAAUUAGAAGAAUGACUGAAUCCUCCAUCGUGACGCCAACCACGACAGUACCUACAACAACCAUGGACCCAAAUCUGGUCGGGAAAUGUAAAUUGAAUACGAACACACUGGUCAACAGAUCUUUAGUUGCUACCAAUGAAUUGCUCGAGGACCCGGACCAGCACGGAUUUUGGCUUGAUACAUGCGGCCAAACCCUGUUGCUCGGAAAGUCACUGGGCACUUGGCACCAAAACUCAGCCAAAUGCUUCAGCCUGAUCAUGCAGCCGCUCGCUCUUGAGAGCAAAGAGAAGCUCGAGUGCAUGAAACUGCAAGCCAAGAGCUGGAAAUUCAAUUUGAACUACUGGACGGGAGGAGCAAAAGACCUGGCGAGCGGCAUCUUCGGGUGGUGCUCCGCGAACGGCUCCGCGCCUUGGCAAAACGUCCUCCCGCUGGAAAGCCUCGAGAAGGACCAAAACUGCGUCCAGAUGCAAAUUUCCAAGACAAACGGCUCCAUUUCAAUCAGCGGCAGACGGUGUUCGGACAGAAUGAUUUUCGCCUGCCAGGUUCAGUUUUUCACUGUAAUGGCCACAGACAAGUCAAUGGUCCUAAAAAACCAUAGUGCGCACGGUCGACUGAUUUCCUACAGACUACGCAACUAUCUCUUCAGUUUUGAAAAUGAUACCAGAACAUAUUUGGAAGCGACCAAGGCCUGUUGCGCUCUGGGAAUGUCUCUGCUGAGUUUGAAUGGGCAGUACAAGUACGAAGCUUUGGGCAACAUCAGUAACUCGACCGAAUUUAAAAAAGAGCCUUUAAAUUUGACCUUCUGGACUUCCGGUUGCGACGAGGGUUGCGAGUCGGUUUUUGGUUUCUGUACGGCCAAAAGGUUGUUCCGCGACGAGGCCAAGUGGCUGCCUGGACAGCCGGACAACGCAGGAGGAAAGGAGAACUACGUGGCCGUCCACAUUUGGCGCAAUACGAGCGAAGUUUUGCUCGCCGACUAUGAUGGAGAGACCAAAUUCAGAUACAUUUGCGAGAAACGACGCAAUCCGCAGUCAAAGAACGGCAAGCAGGCCAUCAUGGACGAAUGCUCGGUUAUAUAUAAAGUCACCUUGGCCGAAAUUGACUUGCUGCAAAAUGCGACAACAUUGGACUUGCGGAUGAAAUGUUUCGUACAGUGUGUUGGAGACGCUGCGGGGCUGCUGGUGGGUGGUAAGUUUGUGGACAGCGAAGUUUUCGCAAUGCUCGAGGCCAUGUCCCUUCAAAAUAUAGACGAACUGAUCAAAAAUAUGGCCAUCAUGGACGAGUGCAACAACAAAACUUAUGGCUUGGACGAGUGUGACAAAGCGUAUCAGUUGUCAAAGUGCGCCAGGGACAAAGCGCCAGAGGUCUUUGAUCAAAUCAUCAAGGAUUUGGAAAAGCAGACCACAGACAGUGAUGAACUGAUUUCCAAGUCGUACGGAUGUUUGAAUUCUUUGGCCUGUACAAUCAACGUCGAGGAAAGGAACAAUUUAACCUUAAUAAACUUGAAUGCUUCUGAAUAUAUUAACUACACCAGUGCUGUCAUGCUCGCUAAAUGCGACGCAUCUAAAACUUAUUUAAUUCGUAACAGUAACCAUCUCACAUACAGAGACGCGUUUAAGUAUUGCUGCGAGCGCGGCAUGCGAUUGAUGCCAGCGGAGAGCUACAUUAAUGCCACGAGUUGCUUGAAAGUGGCGCUUGCUGGCCAAAUUUUCGGAACGUACUUGUGGACGAUGUUGGACGUGGUUGUGUAUGAUGUGAACAACGGUGGUUCAUACUACGACUGCCAAACCCAAAAGGAUUUGCAGCCGCAAAAUUUGUAUUUCAAGACGCGGUUUAAAAUUGAUCCUUACGUGACGUACAGUGGUGGACCGCAGAUAGCUCACGUAUUUUUUAGCGGUGGCGAUCUGGUUAUUGAGACGAAGGGACCAGAUAUACAAAAUUAUUUCAUUUGCGAGGAAUAA
Molecule: messenger RNA, 2568 nt
Organism: Neocloeon triangulifer
Lineage: Eukaryota; Metazoa; Arthropoda; Insecta; Ephemeroptera; Baetidae
Exons: 24
Coding region: 28-2568 (846 amino acids)
Molecular function (GO): odorant binding
Source: RefSeq, a predicted model, not a curated record